UUUUGACAAAUGGGUCACUGUACAUGGUGAUGGUCUUCUCAGAUUCAAAUCACUUCAAACUCGGAGCCCUUCUAUUUUUUCUUUCGUAUUCGGCCGAAGGGACACUGACCAAACAGAUGCUGCACUGUCUAGCUCUAGAAAGAUGAAGUCCUGAGUGAUUGAAGGCUUUGAAAUGCAAACUUAUCUUGAUGGAAUCGUUGGAUGAUGGUGAUGUGAUCAUCCUAUAGAUGUUUCUAAGUGGGCAAUAUUUGUCAGGAGACAGAUGGAUGGAAUAAAGAUAAAACCUAAUGGUGGGGGUUUGGGCAUAAAGGUCUAAGAUGUUUAGAUUACACUAAAAGGUAUCUUAACUUCUAAAGUACUGCCUACUUAGAGCAAAAGUUUCUUGAGCUCUAGAACCUGAUAUUAUUGGUUGAACUGAAGUUUUAUACAUAGUUGUGGUACUUAUAUUCAGGUUAUUAGGUUAUUAUGGAGUGCAACAAAGAUGAGGCAGUUAGAGCAAAGGAAAUCGCUGAGAGAAAAUUUACAGAGAGAAAUUAUUCUGCUGCAAAGAAGUUUAUAUUGAAGGCUCAAAAUUUGUACCCUGGACUUGAUGGUCUCUCUCAAAUGAUGACAACUCUCGAAGUGUAUAUCUCUGCAGAGAAUAAGAUAAAUGGGGAAAUGGAUUGGUAUGGAAUACUUGGUGUAAAUCACUUGGCUGAUGAUGAGAAUAUUAGGAGACAAUAUAGGAAGCUGGCUCUUGUCCUCCAUCCUGAUAAAAACAAGUCACUUGGUGCCGAGGGUGCAUUUAAAUUGGUUUCAGAGGCCUGGAGUUUGUUAUCUGACAAGGGGAAGAGAUUGGCUUAUAACCAGAAGAGGGAUUUGAGAGGCGGUCGACAUAAGACUCCUACUCACACUCAUAGUACUUCAGUGCCGCCAAGUGCAAAUGGCUUUCAAAAUUUUAAUAAUGUUGCUUCUAAUGCUAGGAAUGUGCAAAGCAAGGUCCGGGUAGGGCCCACCUCAUUGCAGUCUUCUCAUAGAAAACCAGAUACUUUUUGGACUCUUUGCAACCGGUGCAAGACACAUUACGAGUACCUUAGAGUCUAUCUAAAUCAUACUCUCCUUUGCCCUAAUUGUCAUGAAGCUUUUUUGGCUGUAGAGAAGGCUCCACCUCCAAAUGUGUUCAAGUCACCUAGUUGGUCUUCUCAGCAGCAGCAUCAAAAUUCUAAACAGCAUAGUGUUAGUGGCAAUGUGUAUGGUACUGGAAGAAAUGCUAAAAAUCCUGAUACUGGGCAUUCCGUGGGUGGCAAUUCAGUUGAUAAUACAAACUUUCAGUGCGGUCCUUCCUCCAGGGCAGCUGGUGUUGGUAGCAAUUUUUCAUCAGCUUCCGCUCAUUCUGCAAAUGUGGUUCAACAAGCAAGUGAGAAAGUGAAGAGAGAUCGUGAUGAAACACAGCUAUCGGCUGAAGAGAGGAGCCACUUGCCUUCUUUGAAAAAGAAAAGAAAUGAUGACAGAAUUAGCAGCUAUGGGGUCCACAUGGCAAAUCAAAUGGCUAGAGGAGAUGGAUCAGCUGGUGUUGGUUUGCAUGAAUCAAGGAAGAGUUAUCCUGAAACUCAAAAGUUUCAUGGUCUUUAUGGUCCAUUUAUCAGGGCCAAUAGCCAGAGAGAGUUGUCAAUCUUUGAAAUUCGAAACAUGCUAAUUGAGAAGGCUCGAACUGAAAUUCGUAAGAAACUUGAAGUAUGGAGCUCAUUAACUGAAAAAUCAACUAUGAAUAAACAGUCCAAGAAGCAAAAGAAUGCGGCGAGUGACGAAACUCAUUAUGUAAAGGUUAAUGGUAAGUCUUCUGCAAAUAGUAAAGGAUGGCAUGACAGGAAGAAGCCUGAGUCAGGUUCUUUAGCUGAUAAUAGUACAGGCAGUGAGAACGUACCUGUUUCAAUUAAUGUUCCAGACCCAGAUUUUCACAAUUUUGACUUGGACCGAGCUGAGAGUUCAUUUGGGGACGAUCAAGUUUGGGCUUGUUAUGAUGAUGAUGAUGGAAUGCCUCGUUUCUACGCUCGAAUUUACAAGGUGAUUUCCCUAAGGCCAUUCAGAAUGCGUAUCAGUUGGCUCAACUCAAGAAGCAACACUGAGCUUGGCCCUAUGGACUGGAUAGGUUCAGGGUUCACAAAAACCUGUGGGGAUUUCAGGAUUGGAAGACAUGAAACCACAGGAUCAUUGAACUCAUUCUCACAUAAAGUUUGCUGGGUGAAAGGUUUACGAGGGGCAAUUAGGAUAUUUCCUCAGAAGGGGGAAGUCUGGGCGGUUUACAGGAACUGGUCUGUGGAUUGGAAUAAAGAUACACCAGAAGAAAUGAUACACAAGUACGAUAUGGUAGAAGUGCUUGAUGAUUUUAAUGAAGACCAAGGCGUGUCUGUUGCUCCUCUUGUUAAGGUUGUUGGUUUCAGGACAGUGUUCCGUAAGCACAUGGAUCCAAAAGAAGUGAGGAAGAUCCCUAAAGAAGAGAUGUUUCGCUUCUCCCAUCAGGUCCCCAAUUACUUACUUACGGGAGAAGAAGCUCAAAAUGCUCCAAAGGGUUGCCGGGAAUUGGAUCCAGCAGCAACACCUUUGGAGCUCCUCCAGAUUGACACAGAAUCUAAUCAGGCAACAGCAGGGGCGACGGUGGUAAAAACUGAAGAAGAGAUAUCUCAUAUUAACCAGGAAACUGUAGCUAAUGAGGUGGAGGACAGUUUGGAAGCUAGGAGAGUAGAAAUAGUAGCCCAGGACGAUGAACAAACUAAGAUAUCUGAUGAUGUCUCCCAGGGUAGCUAAGGAAAGCUGUCAUGGCAGAUGAUGCCAACAAAAGUAAAUCAACUAAAUGUGGAGAUUGCUCGAGGUAUACCCAAUAGGUGCAUUUUUUGAAUUCUGUCUGACCAAAAUUGUAGAGAAUUUCUUGCUUUUGUUUGGACUGGAUCCAUAGUUGCUCCAAUUGUUUAUUGGUUUUGUGGCGUUGUACUUGGGACAGUGGAAUCUCUUUAGUCUUAUCGAGAAAUUCAUCGAUGAUGACCACCAUACUUGGGACAAAAUUGAGAUCCAACUUUUCUCUAAUUACUUGAAAUUUUUGAGGGUCCAGUUAUAUGUGGCUCCUUAGCACUUAACUGAUCAAGGCCCAGUACUUAAAUGCUUCAUUUAAGGCCCACGUUUAUACUUUUGGUUCA
Momordica charantia (bitter melon) is the source of this 3170-nucleotide messenger RNA. RefSeq names its product DnaJ heat shock amino-terminal domain protein. Lineage: Eukaryota; Viridiplantae; Streptophyta; Magnoliopsida; Cucurbitales; Cucurbitaceae. The record is from RefSeq and is a predicted model, not a curated record.